Microdochium trichocladiopsis is the source of this 2040-nucleotide messenger RNA. RefSeq lists its product as uncharacterized. Lineage: Eukaryota; Fungi; Ascomycota; Sordariomycetes; Xylariales; Microdochiaceae. The coding region runs from base 441 to 1661 and encodes 406 amino acids. The transcript is spliced from 5 exons. The record is from RefSeq and is a predicted model, not a curated record.
CCGGCACUAGUUCCUGCAUUCUGUGGCCCGACUCAGUAAUUGGCCGGCUCAUAACUCUUUCAACGCCUUUAGGGGUCUACGCAACGGCCGCUAUACAUAACGGUCCGCUCACCGGACUCUCCUUGGUUUGGUUCCCGCUUGGCCGCCAAUCCUUCCUUUUCUCUUUUAGAACAAGCUCCCAGCUUAGAGUUCUGUGUUCCCUUCCAUUCGUUGCCGUAGUUUACGCCCACGUCCAUCGCACGCCAGGCUCGUUGCAGGCCAUCAUACACGACAAAGGGUCGACUAGCGAGCGAGCCGAAGCUACAACACCCAGUUCUUCCGGCUGAUUUUCCGCUACAAAGUUGUUCUUUGCAGAUACCGACAGGGACCAUCACAAUCGAUGAAAGUUUCCGACACCUUGGCCGCGUCUUUGAUCCAAGUAUCCUCCGUCAACAGGCGCCAUGGCCACUGAGUCACAGGGGCCGACCGUGACUGCGGUGGCUAUUGCUUUUACCGUCAUUACGGUGGUUGCAGUAUCGCUCAGAGUCUGGGCUCGCAUCUUCCUUGUCAAGUCUUUCGGCACAGACGAUGCUUUAAUCUGCAUAGCUGCUACACUGGCGACUGCCUUCACGGUCGUGUCAAUUCUUGCGGUUGGCCGUGGCUUGGGCGACCACAUUGAGGAGGUCAUGGCCCGCGGGACGGCCAACUUUAUGGCCUACAUGCAACUCGUGUGGCUGUCGUCCAUAUUCUACAACGCGACUCUCGGCUUCAUCAAGAUCUCGGUGCUGGCGCUCUACAUGCGUCUGGGCGACCGGAUGCUGCGCAGGCUGGCCAUGAUCAUGAUCGGUGUCAUCACUUGCCAGGCGGGCGGCAACGUCUUUGCGUGCAUCUUCCAGUGCUCGCCGAUAGCUGCUGCCUACGAUCUAUCGAUCCCGGCGGAGAGCAAGCGCUGCAUCAACAUCAACGCGUUCUACCUGGCCAACGCGGCGGUCAACAUCUUUACCGACUUGUUGACGUACACCCUGCCGAUCAAGCUCAUUAUCAACCUGCAGGUCUCGAAGCAGCAGAAGAUUGGCUUGUUUGUCAUUCUGUGCCUGGGUCUUUUCGCCUGCAUCUCCUCGAUCAUCCGAAUCACUUUUAUCCCGCAGAUGCUCGUCAACCCGGACGCGACAUGGGUCAUCUCGGACGCCAUGUACUGGUCGGUGAUUGAGAUCAACAUUGGCAUCCUGGCCGCGUCGAUCCCGUCGUACAAGACGAUUGCGAAGCGCUACGCGCCCAGACUCCUCGGCACGUCCUCGAACGGCGGCUCGCGGUCGCACAAAAAGUCGUCGGGCGGCAGCGGGCUGUACAAGCUGUCCGGCUUCCAGAAGAUCAGCAACAACAAGAGCCAGACCCGCAGCGGCGGCGGCGGCACGGCGCGCAACACGCACCACGACUCGACCAUCAUGGACCUGCGGAACCUGGACACGGACAGUGCCGAUGGGCAGCACCGCCGCGAGGGCUCGUCGGGUGGUGGUGGUGUUGAUGGUGGUGGUCCGGGCAAGAGGAUGAACCCGCACGUCAACACACGCAUCGAGCCGACCUCGAAGCUUGAUCUGGACAACAGCUCUGAGGAGGCGUUGUUUGCGCCAAAGGGAAAGAUCAGUGUCAAGACGCAGAUCACCACUCAGUACGAAGGUUGAUGUUUGAAGGUUGCAAAGGUCGCAAAAGAUCAUGAAAUUAUUGGAUGGUGUUGGUUUUCGUUUGGCGGCAAAAGGUUGGAAACUCAUGCGUGUUGGUACUUGAAGAUUUGUCGAUAAUCAGGAACGUCCUGGAACGAGAUAUCCAGCUGGCGACUAAGGUCCAGGACUGGACAUGGUUGAGGGAGUAUGGUCCGGGCCAUCUCUCUCGUUGAGCGCGUAUAUAAUGUUGAGGUGUUACAUAUCAUAUGGACAAGCAAGUCAGUCAAUACUUGGAUUCUCAAGACGAUCGUGAACACGGAAUUCAGGAGAAGUCCUCGACUUGGUAUGCGGGCGUGUCGAACAGUGCUCGAAUUGAAUUCCAUACGGAUUCUGACUCUGA